CUAUGCGCAAUGCGCCCGACUGCAGUGCUUAUCAGUGGUUUAAGUGGUUCGUAUGAGCCAAGGACCUCGGGUAUCCAGCAACUAAUCCGUACAUACGGGCUGUAUCAUAUAUUGACGCAUGCAAAGUACCUGGCUUAUUGUAGACGCAUCGCCUGUAAGAUGAUUGCACAGCUUCAGCAGCAAGGAAGGUCAGCCGCUAAUCAUGGUUUGACUGUGCCACUUCUUCACUCCGUCUUGAAGAUAAUGCCCUUCUGCAGAGCCACAAUACAGGAAUGUUGGCUUCACACUGAGACUUGGGGACAGCAAUGCACUCCAUCUCAGCCGCACAUAAAUAGCUUGCUUGUCUGGCCUGGGAUUUGAUUAUUGUGUCAAAAAGCGACUUCCGUGUUCUCAUCACCUGUUGCGAACACAUAUUUCACCGCAACGAAACAAGCGAUAUACGCUGGUUUUCAGUCAUCUUGGCCGUCGACCACCUUUCAAGUACGCAAUGGGAGUGGAAUCUCACGGCUCUGGCGCAAAAGCGUCGGCAGCUUCCGCACCACCAGCGUACACUCCUGUUGCAGGUGCACCACCUCCUACAGGUCCGCCGAAGCAACUUUCUGAAAAAGAACUGGAUGCUCUCAAUGCUGCGUUCUCGGCACUAAACUUGCCCACUGUCGCGCAGAAGGUAGAUGAGAAUACUUGCCUUGCGCAUCUCAAGCUACUUGCCACUUUUCAUAAUCUAAAGGAAGAUGUCGGCUAUACCGAUGGCUUGUGGAAUAUCUUCGAUUCUCGCGCCAAUCUCCAUGAUGAUCCCAAGUCCGAGCCAGGGGCAGUGUUGGCGAAACUGCGAGAGAAGCGCUGGGCAAUAUAUGUUACAAGGGCGGUUGACCGGUAUGAGGCAUGGUGGAACACGAUGCCUUCUGAUCCUUUGACGAACGAUGAGAUGACGGCCAACUCGCCCAAACACGGGGAUUUUGUGAACUCAGAAACACCGCUAAAAUGGACUCCAGAGAUGUUGCCACCUUUAGAUGUUCUCAUGGUCUGGCAUGCUCAUAUGCUCAAUCCUCGUGACUACCUCGAGGAUUGCCUUCGCGCGGGCAGGCGAGAGCUUUGGACCGCAGGACUCCCGUGGAAGCUUGUGAAUGCGGCCAUUGACACCAGCUUCAACUAUAGCGUUUCCGAAGACACCGCUGCUAUCUGGAAAGCGGCCACCGGUCAUGAGUGGGACAAUGCCAGCGAUUCUUUGGAAAAAAGCUUCAAGUGCCCGGCAUGUUCGAGCCAGUACAAUAUUCCAUGGACGACUUGUGGCCAGGCGGAAGACUCGAAAGAUCGCAGUCCUGGUUUGGUAGGCACAGGCUACGGAGACGGCGAAUUUGAAAGUACCUGUGCUAGUUGUGGCACGAGGAUCAACAGAGAUUUCCUUGAAGUCGCCAAAUUCGUAAACGACGUGAAAGCACUCCUGAUGAAAAAUCAACCAAUGCCAGGCACCAUUCUUUACUACGACACCGGCCUGCCAGAGAGACUAAUGCCAAGCAAGCACGAAACUGCGAAGCUUGAACAGACUUUCCCCAACCGCCUUCUUCAGAACGCACUACGGAGUGAGAUCCUGGAAUUGAUCCAACCUGGCUCAAGUUUGUUGCCAAUCAGGAUGGAGACUGUCCGCAGCAUGAUAGAGGACGUCAUGAAAGACCAGAACCUCCUCAAGAAAGCUGACGGUGUGACUGGAGUUUCCUCGUUGAGGCCCUACCAGCUGUCAAACCGAUCCAGAAUUCCGGUCAGAAAGAUGAUGGCACAUUACUGGGGCAACUUUUCACCUUUCGCGCUUGAACUCGGUGGUGCUGUACACCGACAGGGUAUCUUCACCGAGAAGAUGUACAAGAUCGACUGGCUUCACAGUCCCACAGCCCGGGAUACGAUGCAGCGACUUGUUGUCAAAUACCAACGGUUCGUCCAGAUCAUGGCCUCUAACAGUAAUAAAGUCGCCGUUCCGACUCUCGACGUCGACCUUGCAUGGCACACCCAUCAACUAAGCCCUCGUUCCUAUCUGGAGUUUACUUUUGCGAAGACCGGUAAAUUCAUCGAUCAUGACGACAAGAUCAACGAGGAUAAGCUGGCUUCUGCAUUCGAGUGGACUAGCAAGACAUAUCAAGGGCUCUUCGGUGAAGUAUACAGCGAGUGCACAUGCUGGUAUUGCGAAAGUGUUCGUGCUUCUCAUAUCAGCUCCGUCGGAAGAGUACUUGGGGUCUCAAAGAAUGAAAAGCUUGUCAACGAGUUCCAUGAGUCCGGCAGGGCGAACAUGUGUCCCCCAGAUGCAUCGGCACACAUCUCAGCGCACAAUGCAGUCAAGUACCACGACGAGGAUGCUAGUCGAGCUAUUACACUAAAGGCCAUGCACGAUACUCAGCUCGCUAGAAUGGAGGCGAACUACAAGAAAGCACAAAAGAGAGCGGAGAAGAAGGGCCGGAAACUCCCACCUCGCGAUGAGUACUACUACUACUGGGGAUACCCUUACACGAUGUACGGACCAUGGGUUUAUCCGAUCUACUGGACACCCGGUUUUUAUUAUUACGAUCCAGGCAUGGCGGCUGCCGGGACCGGUCACGCUGGCGCUUGUGCGGCAGGGACCUGUGGAGGCGCUGCAGGAGCAGGAGCAUGCGCGGGAGCUGCGGCUGGUAAGCACCUUCCGGGGUCACCUCGACACCGUGCCUUGCCUGGCUAUGGCUUUGGGCUUUGGAGAUCGCAGUUGGAACGAGCAAUAACUAACUUUGGAUUGUGCAGGUUCUUGUGGGGGUUCUGGGGGUUGCGGUGCUGGCGGAGCAGUAAGAAUAUCACCAUUGGGUUUAUUUGCCUUUGCUAACAACGGUAGUGUUCCGGAGGUGGAUCAGGAGGC
Messenger RNA from Truncatella angustata, 2872 nucleotides. RefSeq lists its product as uncharacterized. Lineage: Eukaryota; Fungi; Ascomycota; Sordariomycetes; Amphisphaeriales; Sporocadaceae. The record is from RefSeq and is a predicted model, not a curated record. The transcript is spliced from 3 exons. The coding region runs from base 488 to 2839 and encodes 783 amino acids.